UUCACUGCAGCGGAGGAAAAUGACAUGGGGAUGAGCGAGCGGGCGCGAGAGAGAAAGACACCAAGAGGCGGGAGGGAGACGGACGGCCAGCCAGGAAUGAACGGUUCGCCAAGAGGUCUGGACGGAAAACAUUACGAUGGGGACCAUUGAUUGACGGCAGAACGGGUUUUCCGCAUCCCCGCUGUCUUCCUCUCCUCCACUUGUGAAGCCAUGGACUAGAGCUCCGUCUGGUCAUGUGAUGGCGUCGCAAACAACCCCGGCAUCAAUACAGAAAAUGAGAACGUGAAGGAAGGCUGGCGUCCACCAAGGCCUCCGCUGCACCGUGGGCAGCGCACACACAUGAUCACAUGACUCUGGACAUGGACGCGGUCCUGUCAGACUUUGUUCGGUCCACGGGGGCAGAACCGGGUCUGGCAAGAGACCUGCUGGAAGGUAAAAACUGGGACCUCAGCGCUGCUCUGAAUGAUUACGAGGAGCUCAGGCAGGUCCACACUGCCAACCUGCCGCAGGUCUUCAACGAGGGCCGCUACUACAAACAGCCAGAGGCGCGUGACACACCGACCCAUGUCAGCAAGAUCGACAGGUCGUGUGCGCAGAAGCAGGAGGACAAUGGACAAGAAAAGCGUCUGUCCCGUGGAAUCUCACACGCCAGCUCGGCCAUUGUCUCCCUGGCGCGGCUACAAGUGGCCAACGAGUGUACCAACGAGCAGUUCCCUCUUGAGAUGCCCAUCUACACAUUCCAGCUGCCAGACCUCAGCGUUUACAGCGAGGACUUCAGGACUUUCAUAGAGAGAGACCUGAUAGAGCAGUCCACCAUGAUGGCUCUGGAGCAAGCUGGUCGUCUGAACUGGUGGUCCACCAUGUGCACCAGCUGUAAGAAGCUUCUUCCUCUGGCCACCACUGGAGAUGGGAACUGCCUCCUCCAUGCUGCUUCUUUAGGGAUGUGGGGUUUCCACGAUAGAGACCUGAUGCUAAGGAAGUCCCUGUACAGCAUGAUGAAGAGCGGAGCAGAGAGAGACGCCCUGAAAAGGAGGUGGAGGUGGCAGCAAACCCAACAGAACAAGGAGUCCGGCCUGGUGUACACUGAGGAGGAGUGGGAGCGGGAGUGGAACGAGCUGCUCAAGUUGGCCUCCAGUGAGCCUCGAACUCACCUCAGCAAAAACGGCAACACGAGCGGAGGGGUGGAUAACGCUGAAGAUCCGGUUUAUGAGAGUCUGGAGGAGUUCCAUGUGUUUGUGCUGGCCCACGUGCUGCGCAGGCCCAUUGUCGUGGUGGCCGACACGAUGCUAAGAGACUCGGGAGGAGAAGCGUUUGCGCCAAUCCCCUUCGGAGGUCUCUACUUACCGCUGGAGGUUCCUCCGAGCCGAUGUCAUUGCUCCCCGCUUGUGUUGGCUUACGAUCAGGCGCACUUUUCCGCCCUGGUGUCCAUGGAGCAGAGAGACCAGCAGCGAGAGCAAGCUGUAAUCCCCCUGACGGACUCGGAGCACAAGCUGCUGGCGCUGCACUUUGCCAUGGACCCUGGCCGGGACUGGGACUGGGGCAGGGACGACAAUGAUAACACCAAGCUGGCCAAUCACAUCUUGUCACUGGAGGCCAAACUGAGCCUGUUGCACAACUACAUGAAUGUAACCUGGAUCCGAAUUCCAUCCGAAACAAGGGCUCCCCUGGCUCAGCCCGAGUCUCCCACCGCUUCCGCGGGUGAGGACGUGCAGUCCCUGGCUGAGUCCAUCGAAUCCGACCGCGAGUCUGUUGGCAGCAACUCCAACGUCAACGUGGGUAAGGGCGGCAAGGACAAGGACAAAGAGAAGCUGCAUCGCAAAGACAAAGACAAGAACCGGGCCGAUUCUGUAGCCAACAAGCUGGGGAGCUUCAGCAAAACACUGGGCAUCAAGCUGAAGAAAAACAUGGGGGGUCUUGGGGGUCUGGUGCACGGCAAAAUGAACAAAUCCAACUCUGCCUCGGGACGAAGCGGGGAGAACGGAGUGGAAAAAACAAAAAAGUCCAAGACAACCAAAGGGAAUAAAGAUGAGUCGGGCCACUCGGCCAGCUCCACUUCCUCUGAGAAGGCCACGAGCCCCUCCCCUACAGAUAGAGACAAGCCCUCAAGCUCCUCCCCCACCGACAGAACGGACAGCACAGGGAGGGUCUCGGGCGACAAGAGCCUGGACAAUUGGAAAUACAGCACGGACGUCAAGCUGAGCCUCAACAUCCUGCGGGCCGCCAUGCAGGGCGAGCGCAAGUUCAUCUUCGCCGGCCUCCUCCUCACCAGCCACCGGCACCAGUUCCACGAGGAGAUGAUCAGCUACUACCUGACCAGCGCCCAGGAGCGUUUCAGCCAGGAGCAGGAGCAGAAGAGGAAGGAGGCCGAGAAGAAGCCCGCGGCUGGCGGCGACGCGGUCGCCAAGAAGCCGGAGAGCGAGAGCGUCUUCCAGAGGGAGAGGUCGGACAGCUCGCCCCCAGAGAGCUGCUCCCCUGUCCUGCCGCAACGCGCCUACACCCCGCAGCCCCCCGUGGCGCUCAAGGCGCAAGGCAGGAACAGUCCCAUCCCCGCCGCCCCUCACGUCACCUUCCCGGUCCCUCCACUCACCCCGCCCACCGCCGCCUCCCACCGCCUCGCCCACUCCGCCGCGCCUUACUCCUCCCCCAGUUUUGGUGCUAAGAGAUUCGGGCCCGUCCCCGUGUCGGCCCACUACAGCCAUACCCCUCCCAUCCAGAGGCACAGCGUGAUCCACCUCCAAGAUGUCAACUCGCGGUCCCCCGUCUUACGAGAAGCCUACAAGCCGGCGCCGGUGAGCGCCCUGAAGACGUGCGCCACCUACCCGCAGCAGAACCGCACGCUGUCGUCGCAGAGCUACAGCCCGGCUCGCCUGUCGGGCGUGCGGACCGCCAACACCCUGGAAACGCUGGCGUACAACAUGCCCGCCGAACACAAGUCCCACACCUACACCAACGGAUUCAACGCGGGCGACAUUCAAGACUGCCUGGAGUUCGCCGACGGCGACGACAACUCGUCCCACGCCUGGCUCAACCAAGACAAAACCAAAGGGCGCGCUUCGGGAAGCCCUAUGUACUGCUUUCAGCAACGGCGCUGCAAGAGGGACAACUGCUCCUUCUACGGCAGGCCCGAAACGGACCACUACUGCUCCUACUGCUACAGGGAGGAGCUCAAGCGCAGGGAGAGGGAGAGCAAAGCGCAGAGGCCCGCAUAGCCAUGGAGAACGACGCUACCUGCACUUUGCAUCCACCACAACACCAUGGAGAAUGCGACCCCCCCACACACACCCCGCCCCGCCCCCGUUCCCUUGUUAGUCAAGAUGAGGGAAGCGGAAAUCCAUACGGUGAGCACCUUUGGCCAGAUGUUAUUCAUUUUGUUUUUUUAAAUUUCAUCUUUUACUUGUUUUAGAGUAAAAGUCACCCCUCGCGCUCUUUGCAGCGUCGCAAAGACGAAGCUUCUUAAUUUCUCAUCGUCGAAAAGAUUUCGAUCUCACGUUGGCCGGAGCGUUUCGAGCGAAGCGGUUCGAACGCAAUACCUCGGCCGGGUAGCUCGUAUUCUUCGAGUUGUUUUGCAAUCAAAAGAAAGUGAAGGGGAGAUUGGUAUCAGCCUCGGAAGCAAUAAAUCGGUGAUCUCCUGCUCCACUCUCCCCUAAUUUUGUCUAUGCACCAAUAAUAUAUAGAUACUGUAGGGUAACUGUGUCUUGUAAAUUGUCCGAUUUGUCACGCCGAGCUCCCGGGAGCAAAUUUCAACCACAGGAAUUCAAACGUGCACGCGAUAUGGCUUAACGUUGGAUCGACCUCAUCGAGUAAGUGUACCUUUUGUCCUGCAAAAGAUUCACGACGCGAUGGGUCAAAAGUGGCUUUUUUUUUCUUUUUGAAAAGGAAUUUCCUGUGCCAAACACUGAACAAUGGAGCGCUCCUCAAAAUAUGCAGUGUUCACAGUGUGUCCCUCUGAGCUGCCUGUCUAAUACUGCUAAUUGGUAAGUGUCUUAGAUGAGAAGAAUCGUGGGUAGUACGAACAAGAGCCGAUGCGUAUUUGUCCAAAGUGUGAUUACGUGUCCGCCCCUGUAGGCCCGCCCACCCGUCUGUCUCUCUCUCACGCGCGAUGCAGUCGUGCUUUGUAUCACUCCGUGGUGACAACGUGCGUCUUUCACGUUUUCGAGAAGCACCUGCUGCUAUAAGAGCACCUCAAGCCUUUGUGAUCAUCAGUGCUUUAACCAAUCGGUGGGUUUGGGGGAGGAGGGGCAAAAAAAAAAAAAAAAACAGGUACAACCCAGGCCUCCAAGUGCUUUCUGCUCAUUGAACAUGACGACUGUAACGAAGCCGUGUUUGUGUUGCCGUUUGUUUCUGGUGAUGCUGUUUGCCCAUCACGUUACCUACCAUGCUGUCCUUAACAAAAUUGUGUGUCCUGGCCAAGGAUGUCAACUGCGGUUCGCUUCUGUCUCUACUGUCGCUCCUCUUCGUUUCUACGUGACCCCCUCCCCCCUACCCCUCCCUUCAUGGACUCCCACCAUGUUAAGACUGUAAGAUAUGAUUUUGUAUUCCUUUAAGACUUUUACACUACUUUAAAUUAUUGAUUUGCACAUUAGGUACAGAUGUAUAUAUAAACAAAAUAAUAGUUUAUUGUUACAAA
Molecule: messenger RNA, 4627 nt
Organism: Syngnathus typhle (broad-nosed pipefish)
Lineage: Eukaryota; Metazoa; Chordata; Actinopteri; Syngnathiformes; Syngnathidae
Gene: otud7a
Product: OTU deubiquitinase 7A
Exons: 13
Coding region: 348-3209 (953 amino acids)
Biological process (GO): protein deubiquitination involved in ubiquitin-dependent protein catabolic process; protein K63-linked deubiquitination; protein K11-linked deubiquitination
Cellular component (GO): cytoplasm; nucleus
Molecular function (GO): zinc ion binding; cysteine-type deubiquitinase activity; DNA binding
Source: RefSeq, a predicted model, not a curated record